Molecule: messenger RNA, 2471 nt
Organism: Ipomoea triloba (trilobed morning glory)
Lineage: Eukaryota; Viridiplantae; Streptophyta; Magnoliopsida; Solanales; Convolvulaceae
Product: pentatricopeptide repeat-containing protein At1g20230-like
Exons: 1
Coding region: 122-2170 (682 amino acids)
Biological process (GO): RNA modification
Molecular function (GO): zinc ion binding; protein binding; RNA binding
Source: RefSeq, a predicted model, not a curated record
UUGUUAUACUUGGAGAAAAGCUAUAAAACAAAUGAUCUUAUUCGUUCUUCUGAGAAGUCUUCGAACGCUGAGCAACUAAACGCGAGUCAAGAAUUAUUUAACAUCGUUGUGAAGCUUCUCCAUGCACGCGAAGCUAUCUACAAACCUCAAGUUCUUUAACGCGUGUAUAAAUUAUGGGGAUUUGUGGCGUGCCCGGCAACUGCUUGAUAAUAUUCCUGACCCAGAUUUGCGGUCGUGGACGGUACUGAUUUCUGCUUACACUAAAUGGGGUCGUCCGAGAGAAGCAAUAGGAGUCUACGAUGAACUUCGAAGCCGGAAUGUUGAUCCUGAUCAGUUGGCGUUAUUGUCUGUUGCCAAGGCUUGUGCUUCGGCAAGGGACCUAAGAAAGGCAAAAGAGAUUUAUGAAGAUGUUGUUAGUUUGGGGUUUCAGUCUGAGCUGGUGGUUGGGAAUGCGUUGAUUGAUAUGUUUGGGAAGUGCAAAUACUCUGAAGGGGCAAGAAAGGUUUUUGAUGAUUUAAGGGUGAAGGAUGUCAUUUCUUGGACUUGUAUGUGUUCUUGCUAUGUGAAAUGUAGGCUUCCCAGAGAGGCUAUCCAGGUUUUUUAUGGGAUGGUGUUGGGUGGGGUAAGGCCAAACUCAGUGACAUUGUCAUCUGUUCUUCCAGCCUGUUCAGAUUUGAAGUAUUUGCGUUUGGGCAGAGAGAUUCAUGGACAUGUUAUCAGGAAUGGAAUGGAAGAUAAUGUGUUUGUAAGCAGUGCACUUGUUGACAUGUAUGCUAGUUGUUCAAGCAUCAAGAAAGCAGAAUUGGUAUUCCUCAACAUGCCCAGCCCCAGGCGUGAUGUUGUGCUAUGGAAUGUAGUCCUGUCAGCUUACUUCUCACAUGGGGAAUGUGAGAAGGCUCUUAGUAUGUUUGAUCAUAUGAGAAAUGAACUUGUGAAGCUGAAUCAUGAUUCCUGGAAUGCUGUUAUUGGCGGGUGUGCACAAAGUGGUCGAACAGAACAAGCGCUUGCAUUACUUGCUGAAAUGCAGCACUCUGGGACCAAACCGAAUUUAAUCACCAUUAACAGCAUCUUGCCUGCUUGUACACAUCUAGAAAGCCUGAGAGCAGGAAAGGAGAUUCAUGGUUUUGUGUUUCGACAUGGGUUUUCAAUGGACAUCACUGUUGCCACUGCUCUGCUAUUCUUGUAUGCAAAAUGUGGCGUUUUGGAACUGUCAAGCAGAGUUUUCAACUUGAUACCAAGAAAGGACACUAUUGCUUGGAACACAAUGAUUUUUGCAAACUCAAUGCAUGGAAAUGGAGAGGAAACCUUGUUUCUUUUCAAUGAAAUGCUAAGCUCUGGGCUACAGCCAAACGCCAUGACUUUUACAGCUGUACUAUCUGGUUGUAGCCACUCACAGUUAGUUGAUGAAGGUUUGAUGAUCUUUCAUCUAAUGACCAAGGAUCAUGGAGUUCAACCUGAAGCAGAACACUAUUCAUGUGUGGUUGAUGUUCUAAGCCGUGCAGGUCGUCUGGAAGAGGCAUAUCGCUUCAUCCAAGAGAUGCCUAUAGAACCAAGUGCAAGUGCCUGGGGAGCAUUACUUGCUGCAUGCAAGGUGUAUAAUAAUGUUGAUUUGGGGCGAAUUGCUGCAAAUCAACUCUUUGACGUUGAACCGCAAAACCCUGGAAACUAUGUUAUGUUAUCAAACAUCUUUGAAGCUUCCAAGCUACGGGAAGAAGCAUCAAAAACCAGGGAACUGAUGAGAGCUAGAGGAAUUACAAAAUUGCCAGGGUGUAGUUGGCUUCAAGUGAAAAAUAAGACUUACUCGUUCGUUGCUGGUGAUAAAAGCAAUGCCCAGAGUGAUGAAAUUUACAAUUUUUUGGACGAAAUUUGUGAGGAGAUGAGAGUGGCAGGGCAGUUACCAAAUACUGAUUUUGUACUUCAAGAUCUUGAUACAGAGGAGAAGGAAUACAGUCUAUGCAAUCACAGUGAGAAGCUUGCUGUUGCUUUUGGGAUUCUCAAUUUGAAUGGUGCAUCAACUCUUACUGUCUUUAAGAACUUGAGAAUAUGUGGGGACUGCCAUAAUGUUAUCAAAUUUAUAGCAAAAACUGUUGGGGUGCGAAUCAUUGUGCGAGAUUCCUUAAGGUUUCAUCACUUUAAGGAUGGCUUGUGUUCCUGCAAGGAUUUCUGGUGAAGCGAUACAGCUACCCAGUGUAAUGCAACCUUUUGAGGUAUAUUCUCUUUCAUUUUGUUCAGGUGAAAAUCAUAAAGAAAAUUUCCUUUAAAUUACAGUUAUUACUCCCUUUCUCAUUCUUCAUCACCACUUGGUUCACAUGCAUUAUUUAGAGCACCUUUUAAGACUGUCUGGAUAGUAACCUGAUUUAUAUGGGAAGCUAUUGAAAAACCAUAAUGCAAAAGAAUAAUUUUAUCAAUGUUAUAUUAAGUGUUAUUUCAAUUUGGAAGUAAAAGUUUCUUGUGGGUUCUCGCCAUCACAC